This is a messenger RNA of Anolis sagrei ordinatus, 2627 nucleotides long. The record is from RefSeq and is a predicted model, not a curated record. NCBI's taxonomy places the organism in Eukaryota, Metazoa, Chordata, Lepidosauria, Squamata, Anolidae.
GUCACUUUGCAGUGUCAUUUGGCAAAAGGCAUGGGAUCUGUCUGUUUCCCUGGCGAUGGCCAGCGGCAACUUGUGACUUUGCAUUAACCCUUGCAAGGGUCAAUGAGCACAUACUCUCCUUUUUUCUUUUCAGCAUCCAAUAUCUAAUUUUGAACUUUUUUAAGAGCUAUUUCUACUCAGGAUUUUUUUUUUUUUUUGCAUGGACAAAAUCAAUCGGCUGUUAUUCCUGGCCAUUGCCUGGUGACCAACAUUGGAGCCUCCGGCGAUGCAGCUGAGCAGACAACGGAUCGAGCGGCGGUCUUGUGCUAUGCCUGGUUGCGUGGCAAACUUUUGCUAACUCAGCCAGCUGAGGAUCAGAGAAAGGGAAAUGCUGUUGGGAUGGAUAAGGGGCAUUUGGAUUAAAUGCCUCGGCUUGGCAUGAGCGAUAAAGUCAGCAAGGCAAAGGCAGCUUUGAAAAUCUAUCCCAUCCAUGUCUGCUUUCUGGCCCAUGCAGUGCCCACCAUGUCGCCCUUUCUCCGGAUUGGCCUCUCCAACUUUGACAGCGGUCCCUACCUGCCUUCCCAAGGAGAUGUGGUUGAUCCGUACUGCGCCGUGAUGGUCAAAGAAGCCACAGAGGGUGAUAAUGGCCAGGUUUAUGUCCAGAAGAAGCCCACCAUGUACCCCCCUUGGAACAGCACUUUCGAUGCCCACAUCCGAAAGGGACGGAUCAUGCACAUCAUUGUGAAGGACAAGAGCGCGGAGAUGGUCUCAGAAACAACUGUGGAGCUCAAUAUGGUGGCAGAAAAAUGCAAGAAGAACAACGGGAAAACAGAGAUUUGGCUAGACCUGAAGCCGCAAGGCAGAAUGCUAAUGAAUGCAAAAUACUUUCUGGAAACCACAGAUGAUCCGGAGUUUAUAGACUGUGAAAAGGAAGGGUUUUUCUCUCUGCACCAGCGCAGGGGAGCCAUCAAGCAGGCCAAGAUUCAUGAUGUCAAGUGUCACGAGUUCACCGCUACUUUCUUCCCUCAGCCCACAUUCUGCUCCGUUUGCCACGAAUUUGUCUGGGGUCUUAACAAACAAGGUUAUCAAUGCAGACAAUGCAAUGCUGCCAUUCACAAGAAGUGCAUUGACAAAGUGAUUGCUAAAUGUACAGGAUCAGCUAUCAACAGCAGAGAAACCAUGUUCCACAAGGAGAGGUUUAAGAUCGAUAUGCCCCACCGGUUUAAGGUCUACAAUUACAAAAGCCCCACUUUUUGCGACCACUGUGGAACGCUGCUAUGGGGCCUCACCAGGCAGGGCCUGAAAUGUGAAGCCUGCACCAUGAACGUCCACCACAAAUGCCAAAUGAAAGUGGCAAACCUCUGCGGCGUCAACCAGAAACUCAUGGCGGAAGCGUUGGCCUUGAUCGAGAGCCGGCAGCAGGCUCGAAGUUUACAUGAUUCGGAACAAAUUUUAAGAGAAGGACCAGUUGAGAUCAUCUUCCCUGAGAAAGAGGAGCCUUCCACCCCUUCAGUGCCAGCGCCUCCAACAGAGAAAAAAGAGCCUCAAGGAGUUACUUGGGAGACGCCAGCAGAAGAUGUGACACGUUCCGAUUCUCCCCUGGAACUUGAACCAAGGCAGGAUGUCCGAGCAGACCUCCCGAAAUUAACCAUCGAGGAUUUUGUCCUGCACAAAAUGUUGGGGAAAGGGAGCUUUGGCAAGGUUUUCCUUGUUGAACUCAAGGCCACCAACCAGUUUUUCGCCAUGAAAGCACUGAAGAAGGAAGUUGUGCUUAUGGACGAUGACGUUGAAUGUACCAUGGUUGAAAAACGUGUCCUGUCACUGGCUUGGGAGCACCCUUUUCUCACCCAUGUUUUCUGCACAUUCCAAACCCAGGAGAACCUCUUUUUUGUCAUGGAGUAUCUCAAUGGUGGAGACCUGAUGUUUCAUAUCCAGAUCUGCCACAAGUUUGACAUCGGCAGAGCAAGAUUCUAUGCUGCUGAAAUAAUCUGUGGCUUGCAGUUCCUUCACUCCAAAGGAAUCAUUUAUAGAGACCUCAAGCUCGACAAUGUACUCUUGGACAAGGAAGGGCACAUCAAGAUCGCUGAUUUUGGAAUGUGCAAAGAAAAUAUGUUUGGGAGCUCCAAAACAAGCACGUUCUGUGGGACUCCCGACUAUAUUGCUCCUGAGAUUCUUCUGGGACAGAAAUACAACACAUCUGUUGACUGGUGGUCCUUUGGAGUCCUUUUGUAUGAGAUGUUGAUUGGCCAGUCACCCUUCCAUGGCCAGGAUGAAGAGGAACUCUUCCAGUCAAUCCGAAUGGACAGCCCCUUCUAUCCACGGUGGUUGGACAAAGAUGCAAGAGAUAUCCUAAUAAAGCUCUUUGUGAGAGAGGCAGAGAGGAGGCUGGGAGCCAAAGGGAACAUCCGCCAACACCCCUUUUUCAAAGACAUCAACUGGGAUGCAAUAGAGGAGAGAGCUGUGGAGCCACCCUUCAAGCCAAGAGUGAAAUCCCCGGGCGACUGCAGCAACUUUGACAAGGAAUUUCUGAACGAGAAGCCCCGGCUGUCGCUGGGAGACCGGACUCUCAUCAACAGCAUGGACCAAAACAUGUUCAGUGAUUUUUCCUUCACCAGUCCCAUCAUGGACAAGCUGCUCACCUGAGGAAA